AUGAGAAAGGACUUGUAUAAAACCUGGCAAGAUCCUCAACGUGGAAAAGUCAAUGGAGGCAUGAUCAGGUGCAUAUUACAUAUUGUGUUUGAUAUGAGGGGCGUUUAUGUCUUUUGCACAGAUGAGAGGUUGGGUAAUGUAGUAACUCAGAUAUUUGAAAAUACAGGGAAAAAAACCAAUGAGGAUCAUAUUCUACAGCAAUUCAACACGGUGGUUCUGCAACCCACAAUAAGAAAGAAAAAUAGAAAUGAAGUGACUCACAACUUUAUUGUUGUGGAAGCCAACUUGACCUACAGUUUUGUGAAGGAGUACUCCUACCCCUGGAGCUACACAAGUCCCUCCAAGUCCAAGUCCGGUGAGGGGCGUUUUAGACAAUUCAGUCUUAGUCUCCCCAUCCCUUCCUCACCUAUAAACAAGGAAGAAGAAGUCGGAGGAUUCCCUGUUCGUAAAUCAUCUCUUGCCCUUAGUGAAUUCGGAUUAAGGAAUCUCGGGAGGGGCAGUUUGACCAGUUUGAGAAGUUAUUCUUCAAUUACUGUCCCUAUCAACCCUACGAAUAGUAACAUUAUUUCUACCAAUAAUGCCCUUGGUGUUGGUCAAGCUUCUGAAAUGGCUAAGAGGGCUAUGUUAGGGACAGAUGAGAGAAUGGUUCAGCAACAUCCUCCUGUUUCAUCUUUGAGUAGCAGAAUGAUGUUGCCACAAAGUGGUGUCAAAAGUACUGAUGGUGAUAAUGGAAAUGGUGGUGAGGGUUGUGGCAUGGGCACAAGAGUUUUUUCACCUUCUGGUGUUCCUGACAUUCAGUGGAGACCUGGUAGUUUCUUCCAAACUCAACAUGAAGGGGGACAAUUCCGUGGAAGAACUGAAACAGAUUCCAACAAGUACAACAAGGAAGCAACACCCUUCUUGGUAUGCCUCCUAUUUCUGGAGGAACAAGUCAAUGAUGUUAAGGACUUCAUUGAUGACUAUGUGGAACGAAAUCAGGGAGCUUCAGUACAUGAACAAAGUGAGGAAACAUUAUCCCUAUCAACCCUACAAAUAGUAACAUUAUUUCUACCAAUAAUGCCCUUGGUGUUGGUCAAGCUCAUAGAUAAUAGCCUUCUGGACGUCUCUCAAUCUGAUCUGGAAGCUAAUUUGCUUAAGUAUACCCUCCACAUUCUUAUCAUUAUAAAUACUAUGUUUUGUUUUGAAAAUGAACUUGCCUCUACAAUGGAUGUUGCUCUUGGGAUUUUGAUUAUUGAGUAA
This is a messenger RNA of Lactuca saligna, 1239 nucleotides long. The record is from the annotation of a GenBank genome assembly. Lineage: Eukaryota; Viridiplantae; Streptophyta; Magnoliopsida; Asterales; Asteraceae.